UGGGUUCGUACUCAGUUUCUUUCUCCUAUAAUUCAUUUCUGGUAAUUAGGUGAGGAGAAUGAAGAUUAUGGCAGUGCCCAAGGCGUCCCGCAGCGCCCAUCGUCUGCUGCCGGUGCCUCUCUCCGCACCGGGCACAGGGACAAUGGUGUAGUGGGCACAUUACUAACAAGUAAUGGAUCACCUCUUGUUUUUGGCACAAGAAAGGGCUGAUUCUGCAUGGUUGGCAUUACAUUCAUCAGGAAGCCAGCUGACCAAUAGCCUUUCAUCCCUCAAAGAUGGAGCCAGAACAUCUCUCCAAAAUGCAAUCAGUUCCUUUAGAAAACAAAGGUUUGGGCAGGAGGUGGCUGAGCGCGUACAGCGCUGGCUAGCACAGUUGAGGGAAGUGCUGAGUGCUGUUAAACCCUCUGAGAUAUAUGAUAAACUUUUCAUAUUUUUUGUCACUGAAGUAACACGUACACACUUGUACUUUGGAGGAACAUGUUUCUUCCUUGGGAGUAUCUUUGGUGUGCUUGUUGGCAUGAAGCUUCGCAGCAGCCUUGUGGCACCACAGUGCAUGAGGGCUGUGGUGAUUAACUCUUACAGGGGAAUUGAGGCAAUAGGGGUGGUGGAGGAUGUGGUGGCUCCAAGGAUAGUGGAGCCUCAUCAAGUGCUGGUGCAGGUGAAGGCUGCUGGCAUUGACUACCUGGACAUCAAAGUGGCGCAAGGCUACGGGCGAGUCUUGAGGCAGCAGUUGAAUAAGUACAAUCCGAAUACUGAAGGAGAGUUCCCUGUGGUGCUUGGGAGGGACUGUUCUGGUGUGGUCGUGGCAGUGGGCAGGGAAGUGUCUAGAGUAGAGCAAGGAGAAGAGGUUUGGCUUGCAGUACCAUUUUAUCAUCCUGGGACCUUAAGUGAGUAUGUUGUAGUGUCAGAGGAACAUGUGGCACCCAAACCUUCACAGCUAACCUAUGAGGGAGCUGCUGCUCUUCCCUACAGCAUCAUGACAGCUUGGGAUGCUCUGGUCACUCAAGCAGGACUGGGACCACAGUCUACUGCUGGUAAAAGAGUGCUUGUGCAUGCUGGAGUGUCAGGGGUCGGAGUGGUGGCACUGCAAUUGGUCCGUGCAUGGGGAGGCAGUGUAACUACCACAGUGUCAACACGAGCUGCACCACUGGCACACAUGCUGGGAGCAGAAGAUGUCAUCACCUAUGAUAACUCCAACUUUGACAAGGAGUUGCUGAUGAGAGAGAAGUAUGAUGUGAUUCUCAACACUGUUGGUCAGGUGUUGCAUGAUUCCUGCCUAAAAUAUUGUCUUCCUGAUGGCAUUGUUGUGACCACCACUUCAUCUCAGUUGGCCUCAGAUUCUUAUGGAUACAUAACUGGUGGACUGUAUUCUUUGUACCUGAGAGCAAAAUACUGGUUUGUAAAGACGCCUUGGCUGACAGGUGGACGGCUUGGCACUCUUGAAGUGAAAGGAGAUGUUUUAGAGAAGGUUGUGCCCUUAAUCAACUCAGGGCAGCUUCAAGCAGUGGUGGACAAAGCUUAUUCUGCUCAGGAUGCUGAAGUGGCUUUUGCUCAUGUUGCAAAAGGAGAGCAAAUUGGCAGAACUGUAGUGAGAUUCAGUAUUAACACUCCUGUUAGAAAUCUUGGAAUGGCUUUUUGGCAAGACCAUUAGCCUCUCGUAUGGAAGGAUCCCUGUAGACUGCUGGAACCUCUGCAAUAAGGUGUGGUAAUGGAUAGUUGGUUAGCAAGUGAGAUAUUCUGUGUUGGUGUACAUAAAGAGGUUUUGUCCAAUACACACUGCAAACAUUCAGGUUUGAUUAUUUUAGAAAAUGUAUUUCUGUAGAUACACAUAGCACUUUUAAGUUGAAUUGCAGAUAUGUUUCUGUAAAGAUGUUUAUUUCCUAUACAAGUUUAGUGCAGAUGAAUUUUGUUGUAACUUUUUUAAAUAGAUGACCAGAAAGAUUCUCUUAGAAAGAAUGACAUCAAUGCAGCUGUUUAUUUUUUCAGGUUUUACAGUAACUUAAAUUAACUCGAAAGGUGCUCAAUAUGUAUUUGCCUCUCACUGUUUCCUUCCUAGUCUCUUCCAGUGGCCCCCAGAUGUGAAAUAUUAAGUAAUGUAAGUUUUGUGGAUUAUAUUUGUUUUUUCAAUAUGCAGUCCCAUAAGAACAUUUGCUAAUCAUUAUGUUGGAUAUCCAAUGAAAAAUAUAUUACAGUUUUUAAAAAUGAUGAUUUGUAUGUGAUAUUGAUAACCAAUAUUAAUAUGUUUUCUUUUGAAAUUAAGCUACUGUCUAUACCAAGUUAUUUGACACUAAUGUGAUAUGGUGACAAUACUUUUUACAAUCAUAGUCCUCAUCUUCAUUGUUCUUAUCAUUAUCAUCAAUCAUAGAUAUUUUGAGGCCAUCCUUUUUCCUGCAAUGUAUAAAUAAUGCAAGCAUAAAUUUAAGUUAAAUGGAGACAAUAAUAAAAACUUCCAUAUCAGAUAUGGAGGUUUAAAUGUAAAAAAGUGAUGUCAGCUUUGUUGUGAUUAGAUAUUUUCCACGUUAAAGAAGGAAAACUCACACUGUCUGCCAUAUGCCCUGGAGCACUUCUUACUCUGUACUAUAUGUACUCUGAGGCAAUGUUCACAGCAUGUGUCAUGUCUGAUAUUCUAUGCUGAAAAAAUAAAUAGAAAGCAAGCA
This is a messenger RNA of Portunus trituberculatus (swimming crab), 2657 nucleotides long. RefSeq names its product reticulon-4-interacting protein 1 homolog, mitochondrial-like. The record is from RefSeq and is a predicted model, not a curated record. The transcript is spliced from 12 exons. Bases 173 to 1651 code for a protein of 492 amino acids. Gene Ontology annotation, cellular component: mitochondrion. NCBI's taxonomy places the organism in Eukaryota, Metazoa, Arthropoda, Malacostraca, Decapoda, Portunidae. Gene Ontology annotation, molecular function: oxidoreductase activity.